AUGGCUUCGAUAGAUACAUCUAAUGCCUCUGUGGCACUAGCAGGUAGCAAAAAUGCUAGCCAGCAAUCAGCAGCGGCAACAGCUUUCGGGUUCAAACCUUCCAUUGAGGAGGUUCUCUCAGAUUUACCAGAAUCAUCUGGCAGCUCCAGCUCCAGCUCGCUUCCCCUGCGAAACUCAGAGACCCUCGCACAAGACGAACAGGAGAAGAUGUUCAGCGCCUUGAAGAAUGUGCUCGACAAUUUCGAGCCUUCAGAUGACUCGGAAGCACCCGAAAGCUUUGAUUUGAAGGAGCUUCAAUCGUCCCUGGAACAGGCGGAUUCGGAUGCUCGCCGUGGUGAGCGAAAUGCCGGGCCGUUGCAGAAUGUGCAUACCAUCCUUUGCAAGCUGUGGUCCGUCAACUCGGGGCUUCUGAGCCAAGCCGCUGAAGCUCUUGCAAAUGGGAGCCGUGACCCUUCCUGGCGACUCCCGAUUGGACAGUCUGGGAUUUUGAAAUUCUUCCUGGAUGUCAUUGCCUCUAAGGAACAAGUCGAGACUGGCUUAUUGCUUCAUUCUUUGCGUUUGAUUGGCAAUUCUUGCGCCGAUACAGAUGAGAACAGAGAGAUUGUAGUCAAGGAUAACUAUACGCUGGCUAUUAUCCGACACUUCUUGAAUCCGGAUAUUAUACAUGUGGCCAUCCCGGUGAUCUACAACAUCUGCAUGGACUAUGAACCUGCUCAUUCUCAAAUGGCCGCAAAUCGGGCUGCGUAUAUUAUCUUGAGCUUGCUCAAAGAUGGCACGAUCCCAGAGAAUGAUGCUCUGCUGGGCUUUGCGUAUGAUUUGAUCGAACUCUCCUCUGAACAAGCCGCAGGGGUUGAAAACUCUCCGGAUGGCAUCAUUUGGCUCAUUCUGGAGCUUGCUUUGAACGAACACAUCGUCUUCGAGCAAUACUCAUCUCUGGUCAAUUCCCUGUCCGCAUAUCUGGACAAGGAACGGUUCCAGAACGCUUGCAUCGUAAACAGCAUGGUGGAAAAGACCUUGUCUGUUCUAGAACGGUCUUUCUCCAUUGAGAUCGAUACAUCCUCGAAAGAGGACGUGCAAAAUAUUGCCCAGCUCCGUCUGAAGAUCAACACGUCUCUGUCCGAAGUUUCCGCCUCGCCAUUGUUCGCAGAGUAUUACCCUCUUGACUCAGAGCUCUCAAAGACUCUCAAGUCUUGGGUCGUGGCCGAUGAGGACCAGCUCCAAAUUUGCGCAUGCGUCAUGCUAGGCAAUUUAGCCCGUUCCGACGAAGUUUGUCAGACAAUGGUGAACGAUCUCAAGAUCCACGAGGAAUUGAUCUCCGUAUUGAACAGUGAUGACGCCCGUGGUGCAGUCCUUCACUCUGUACUUGGAUUCUUGAAAAACCUCGCCAUCGCGGACGAAAAUCGUCUUACCCUCGCGCGGGCUGGGAUCAUUCCUGCUGUAUCACGUCUGUGGGCCUAUGACUCUGUUCCGCAGGUCCAGUUCUCUGCUUCCACCAUUGCCCGCCAAGUGAUUAUCUCGUCCGUGGAGAAUAUUGCGCGCCUACUGGCUUCCCUCUCUGAAGACCCUGACUCCCCGGCUCAUCAACGAACCUACCUUUCCUUGCUCCUUGCACUUUUCGAAAAGACGGACUCAGCACCUAUCAAGACGGAGAUUGGUCGCACUGUUGCCUCUAUCUGUCGCACUGUCAGUCCCAAGGCGCGAGACGGAGAUGCGGAAGCAUCUUCGCUGCUGGAAAAGCUUUUCAAAUUGCACGAGGGUGUUGCUAAUCCAGUUGGGUCUAUGAUUACACAAACGCAGUGGCCAGUCGUUCGAAGCGAAGGGUGGUUUGCGUUAGCACUCAUGGCAACUACCGAGUCGGGUUGUGUAGCAGUAGUGGACUGUCUCGAUAACGAAGAAGUAAUGGAGGUUUUGAAGACGACUAUGGCUGGCAAGCCCCCAAGCUCAGAGGAGGGCACAGAGACGAACCAGACUCAAGUACAGAAGGACUAUGGUAAUGCACUUGUUCUACUGCAGGCACUUUUGAAGAAUGAGUCUGGUGUACUUCCAAUCGGCUAUAGGGAAACCAUGGAAGAUCUAGUGAAAAACCACGCUACACGCCUUUUGGAUGGCAGCCAGAGCCAGGACACUUCAUGA
Messenger RNA from Penicillium waksmanii, 2133 nucleotides. RefSeq lists its product as uncharacterized. Gene Ontology annotation, biological process: positive regulation of GTPase activity. Gene Ontology annotation, cellular component: cytosol. The record is from RefSeq and is a predicted model, not a curated record. The coding region runs from base 1 to 2133 and encodes 710 amino acids. The transcript is spliced from 6 exons. Gene Ontology annotation, molecular function: protein binding; guanyl-nucleotide exchange factor activity. NCBI's taxonomy places the organism in Eukaryota, Fungi, Ascomycota, Eurotiomycetes, Eurotiales, Aspergillaceae.